Messenger RNA from Cyanistes caeruleus (blue tit), 4869 nucleotides. It is a transcript of the gene GSDME, whose product is annotated as gasdermin E. Gene Ontology annotation, cellular component: cytoplasm. Gene Ontology annotation, biological process: programmed cell death. The record is from RefSeq and is a predicted model, not a curated record. NCBI's taxonomy places the organism in Eukaryota, Metazoa, Chordata, Aves, Passeriformes, Paridae.
AGGGUCUUCUAACGCAUCAGUGAUGCACUUCAUGCUUCCGCUCAGGAGAUGGAGUCUGUGGUUUACAGACCACGCUGAGAUUGUGUCUUUUUCUGAUAACACAUUCUCCCUGCUGGCAUCCCAGCUGGUCAUGGAGUAACCACGGGCUGGGAAUUUUGACUGUGCAGUGCAUCUGAGGAUUUCCACGAAGACUGAAUGCUCAAGAUGGGUGUUCAGUCCAAAUGUCUCUCAUUUGCAGGCAGUUUCUGUGACAGACUUUGAAGCCUGAAAGUGAAUUGCUGCAUAGCCCCAAAACUGUUUGCUAACAACCUGUGUUUCUGUCUCUUCUGAUUAAUGAGAAGCAUCUGAAAAUUACCCUAUGUUAACUGGUGCCAUUUAGAUGGAUGGAUUUCUGUUGAAGACUUUUUCUUAAAAACAUGGAAAUAUUCCUGGUGUGGGUACCUUCUGCUUGGUGUGCAUGCAACUGCUGGUAGUGUCCUUAAAAUUACCAGCAAGUUUCACUAGCUUUAUUUAAGUCCUCCCUCCCCAGUGGAUAUUUCCAUAGCAAUGUGGUUCAGUGCAACUUCUUCCCUUGAUUUCUCAAAAUAUGCUUUAGCAGACUCUUGCAUUUGAAACGGAUCACACAUUGCCACUCCCUGGAAAAACACAUGAUAGCUUAUGAAACGUGUGCUAUUACUGGCCAGAUUAUUACUGGAGCUAGCAAUUCUGCAGCUCAGUGCUGAUCCUAAAAAGAUAUCUCCUGUGUAUGUGUGGGUACUUUUUCUCGGGCAGGGGCUCUAAGAAUGGAGCUUUAUAAAUUUCAUUAGUUCAUAAAAAUUAAAUCAUCACAAAUACAAAUAUUUAGGUGCAUUCUGACUAUUUGUUCAAAUUUCUGUAAUCAGGUGCAGCCACAAAAAGAGAGAUCUGUUUUACCCUUCAAUCAAUAAGGAUGUCACUUGGGGAAAUCAGAAAGGAGUGAUGGAUUAAAAUCAGCUGAAAUACAUUGGAAGGUUUGGAUAUUGCAUGUAGCUAAGUGGAAGGAAUGGAUUUACUUUAGCUGGGUGCAUUUACUGAUAACUUUCACCCAGGAGUGUUCAUUUAAAGACAUUAAGCUAUCACCUUCCUUUGUUCCGAAGUCAGGGUGUUAGCCCAUCAAGGUCUGGUGAUGUGACAUUUGUGACUUUACCGCCAGCCUCAAAUGCCCUCUGUUCAAACCACAAGGGAAGUACCCAACCUGUGACAUGGUUCACUCAAAAAAAGACUUAUUUUAUAUUUAUUAUCGUGAGAAAAUUACUCUUUGGGUUUCUGCAGACUCAUCUGUUUCUCACUGGAUCAUUCCACUGGCAUCAUAAACAACCAAGUUUUUUCACUGUGGUCUUUUCAAACAGCUGAGAUACUGUGACAGUGCUCAGUAUUUCACACUGCGGUUCACGAACCUGUCCCAGGCUCUACUGACCACACUUCUCAUUUUCCACAGUGCUGGAUUCCUGGACUGGAGGCCUUGACUUGAGAUCUCCCGUUCAGUCCACGGCGGCUUCACAAGGCCCGGAGCGCCAACCCAGAGUCGCAAACUCGCAGCCAAAAUCCUGGCAGGGCUGUCGCCUGCAGCGGACCUCGCACUGGCCCCGUGCACUUGCGACCACGGGCCGGGCUUGAGAAGCUGUCACAAAGAUAUCCUUAUCACUCGUGUCACAGAACAUCGCUGUCAGGCAAUUACUUGGAGAGAAAGGCAGCUGCCACUGUUAUCUGUCAGGGUGCAGCCAUACAAAACCGUCUGUCCCAGCCCAGUGGGAAUUCUCCAGCGCCCCACUCACAGGGCUGCCCCACACCCAGACCUGUCGCCGGGGGCCUGUGCCGGGCCACAGCCCCACGCAGAGGAACACCUGCAGCCCUUCGUUCCAACCCUCACGGCAGGACGGUGUACCUACAUCAGCAAAAUAUGCUCCCUGCAAACACAUUACCAGCACAGCAAAGUGUGGGAGACAUUGCCAUCAUUCUGAGGCUGAAAACUGCCCUGUCUCUCCUGCCUGGCUUUAAUUGAUUCCCUAUGAUGUUUGCAAAAGCAACGAAGAAUUUUGUGAGAGAAACUGGCAGUGGAGGUGACUUGAUCCCUGUCUCCCACCUGAAUGCCUCAGACAAGCUGCAGCUUUUGAGCUUAGUUACGAAGAGGAGGAAAUUCUGGUGCUGGCAGAAGCCCAAGUAUCAUUUCUUGACAGUCACCCUGAGUGAUGUGCUUACUGAAGACAAACCAAUAAAACCAGUUAUUGUGGAGUCUGACUUUGCAAAAUAUAUGGGGAAGUUUGAAGAUUUUGUUCAAGGAAGUAUUGAAGCAUCAUUUGUGAAAGUCAGCCUGGGAGCUGGGGGAAAGGGCUACGUGGAAAACCAGUCCUCAUUUGGAAACCUGAGGAAGCAAGAGAUUGACUUGCAGCAGCUUAUGAAAGAUGUCAAGGACAGGACAAUAGAUCUAAGCAAUAGUUUACUGCAACAAGUAAUAGAAAGAAAGCGUGAAGUGCUGUGCAUCUUGAGAGAAAAGAUAAUCACAACUCAGAGGUGUACGAUAUCUGAACAUAUCCAGACAGAAGAAAAAGUCAGUGGUGUGAUGGGAUGCACUGCAAAAACUGUAAAGGUUUCAGUAAGUGAAAAUGGGACUCUGAUGAAGGAUUCUAGCGUGAUCCUUGAAAUUCCUCCUGCAACCACUAUUGCCUAUGGUGUAAUUGAACUGUUUAUAAAGCACAAUGGCCAGUUUGAGUUCUGUCUGCUAGAUGAACAGCAAGGAGGUUUUGAAAAAGAAAGCACAGAAGGCUCAGCUUAUCCCCAUUCAUUUCAAUUCAGAGAUGCUUCGUUCCUCUAUCAGCCAGAUGCUGUUGAUAAUGAGAUGUACUCUGGGGCUAAAAACCUCGUUCCCAGUGAUGCUUCUAUAAGUAUAUUGAAACAAGAUCUGUCACGGUUGAAGACCCAGUUCCAGCCCUUUGUGAAGCUUCCGGAAGACAAGCAAAGAGCUUUAUAUAAAGCCCUUUGUGAACUCUUGCUCCAUGAAGAAAUGGUGACUGCCCUGGGGGACGUGUUUGAUGAUAUCUGCACAGGAGACAAGCCAGAUCUGGAGGAGUUAAAGCUUGAACAGCAAAGAGACCUCUUUGACUUCUUGCAGCUUUCAGGGUGCAGUUUACAGAGUGAGCUGCUGCAGAAAUAUCAGCCUAAGGAUGAAGAACUUUUCUCAGCUGCUCACCUUCUUAUCAGUGCUAUAUCUGAGCUGCCUGAUGACACUCUUGUCCUGCUGCGUGCCUGCUGUGAUCUUCAGGUUGUUCCUGUCUUAUGUUGUUUGCCUAACGUCGCUUCAGCCGAUGGCACCGUGGCACUGAGCAGUCCUUUGGUGGCCACUCUCGCUGACAGAGGAAGAUUUGAGGUCGUGCAAAGGCUGUUUGCUUCAUCAAACAUUAAUCUGGAAAUGACAGAGUCUUCUGUAAAAGCUAUAACUAUGAAAGAACCGAGAUUCUUCCCACUUGUUCUUUAUGUUGCACUGUAUGGACUUCGUGCUUUAGGUGGGAAUGUAUAGGAGCUGUACUGAGUAUCCAGUUUUUGCCCUAGCCUGUUGUUUUUUCUGUAGCUCUGUAAUUUUGGUGUGUUUGGGAUCAGCAGUAGAGCUGUUCUGUUGGUACUUAGGGCAGCACAGCCAGGAAUUAGGGUGACUAGGGGACUCUGCAGUUUCAGUGGAGAAUACAUAAAUAAGGGAUGAAGGCAAGAAAUUAAAAAAGAGCCAUGGAAGAUAAAUUGAACAUAGCUGCUCUGGUAGGUGUGUCAGGUCUGCAGGGCAGUGAAAGCCGGAUUGUUUGCAUUAAUAUGCACGGGAGAAAACAGCAAAGUACGAACUGCUUUUUGUAAGCAAGCAAACACUGGAAACCCAGGGUUCUGCAAUGCAGCAACUGUUUUGCUCCUUUUAGCCUGGGUGUGCAGAAUGCCUUCACUCUGGAGCAAGUGCAAUGGAGGGCUCUUAGAAAGGUACUCAGAUUCUCUUAUUAUUAUUUGGCUUUGUAGGGAUUUAUACCUCUGUACAGCAUUUUUGUUUUCUGUUAUGUCUUUACUCAUGUUAGCCAGUUUCAGCUGUUUAAACUGCAUUCUGAACUUUGAGGUAUGGCAGUGCCUUUUGCUGUGUGCACAUGAAAGGUCCCUGCUGCACACCACAAAAAUCAUCAUUUUACCCAUAUGACAUUUUCAGUGCAGAUAUUUUGCUUGUUUCUUUGACUAACAACAAAGUAUUAGUAAAGCACUGUGUGCUUGAACUAUUUUGCCUGGUUUUUCAUCUUAGUUUUUUGUAAUCAUGGAUGGAACAGAAAUGCAGCAGAGAUCACUGUAAAUGUGGGCUUGGGAAGAUGAUGUUCCAAGUGGGUGGAGUAUCAGUGCUUGCACAUGAGAUCAUCAGAUGGCUGAGAGACAAACAAGCAGGCACCUGUGAGGGGGUGAUCAGUAACCAGGCCCUGCAGCGUAGCUGGUGGGUAGGAGUUCUGCUCAGUUUCCUACUCUAUUCCCACAUGGCCUUGAGCAGAUUGUCUAAGAAGCCUUUAAAAAGUCAUAUCAGUUCAGUUUUCCUUGAGGACAUGGACUUUGCAGAAAAGCACCACGGUGCCUUUGCAUUCCCUGAGAGCUCAGGAUAGCUCUGCACGCUGGGACGUGGGCGUUUCUGCAUCUCAUCUGUUAAGUGAAGCUGAUGGUGUUGCCUGAACUUUGUGCUGGUGUAGAAGAUUCUUCAGGAGCUGGAAGCAUGGAACUCUGCUUCUGGGAGCGGGGUGCAAGUGGGAAAGUCGUCUUUUGCCUAUCACUACUAAAAGUUGCUUCUGUAAUGAGUUUACAGAAACCUUCUAUUAAAUGCUUAUGUCAAAACAAUAGAAUAACUUA